Molecule: messenger RNA, 2742 nt
Organism: Trypanosoma cruzi
Lineage: Eukaryota; Euglenozoa; Kinetoplastea; Trypanosomatida; Trypanosomatidae
Exons: 1
Coding region: 1-2742 (913 amino acids)
Biological process (GO): cilium assembly; cilium movement
Cellular component (GO): extracellular exosome; motile cilium
Molecular function (GO): protein binding
Source: RefSeq, a predicted model, not a curated record
AUGGAAGAGAGUGAACCUCAGAAAGAGCCCGUAAAUUACAUCGAUGUCAAGCUGCACGGUGUACACAACUUGCCCCCGGGAUGGUUUUCCGAUGGGAAGCCACCCGCCUUUGUGGAGCAUCCGUUCAGGUACGAGGUCAGUUUUAGCAUGGACGGAGAGAACACGUACACUUUUAAGCAUGGCCGUCUUCUGCAGGAGUUGAGCCAGUAUGAGUCUUACAUUUUGGGAGCCACGCCCCCGCCACUCCCCUCGGAAGUAAAUGAGAUGCUGCGACACAUUCGUGAGUUUCCCGAUACUUCGAAUUUGCUCGGCGCCGCCGCAAAUAAAAGGACGGCCUCCAACUUCAGAAAGGCUGAGGGCGAUGGGACUCCAUUAGCCACGAAGAUUCUGUGGAUAACAACACCUGCCGCCGACACGGUGUCCACGAAUUCUGAAGAACAGGGAGUAAAACGGCGACGGAGGACAUCACCGAUGGUAGAAGAUGCGCCAGCGCCUGCCGUGCCCACUGACGACGACCCACCGCCAUGUGUCAUUCGUGUACCGCUUACGGAGCGGGACGUCGCUGCGUUAGAUGCCAUGGUGGUGGCAGGCAAGCCAUUGGAGUUGCAGUUUACGCGAGUGUUGAGGGGAGGGGUGCCGAAUGAUUGGGAAGAUACACACCAGUGGUACUUCCGUGCCUCUAUUCCUGUGGAUCUCGCACCCUUUGCGGAGCCCGGCUCGCUGGAGCUAACGGAAGAAAUUCCGCUGCUGCCUUUAAAUUCCUCUGCGCGUGUGGAAGAGAAGGGACGGAAAAGAACUUCGAGGCGACCAAAGUCAGGGGUACCUGUAAUUUUGUUUGAGGAAAUUGACUUUGAGGCGCAGCACCCGUACGUGACGCAUAACACCUCGGCAGUGGUCUCGCUGCAUCUUGAAAAGACACUCACACGACUGGCGAGUGAUCGCGUGCGACCUCUUCUGAAGCCGGGCAACCUUGUCCCUCAACGAGCUCCCCCAAGCAAGGAAUACCAAGACGGUACGCGGCAGUUUACAGACGUGGUGGAGGCAAUUGCAAAACAGAUCAUGCAAGAUUACAGGGCUGCGAAGGCGCAGGGAGGUGAAAGAAUUGACGAGCGACUUUUUUGGACUUUUCAAACAACAGGACAAUUGGCAGCAUACAAGGAACAACUGAUGCCAUUGGUAAUCAAGGUGGUGCGAGAGAAGUUUUUUCGCAGCCAAGACGCAUCGCAAGAAGCCAUGAGUGAACUUAUAAAUGAAUUAUACGUGUAUCUUCUUGAUUGCGUGCACACCACGUUGCAAAACUUGACAGGGAAUGUAGGAAGAGGCAUGAGAAAAGAUGGCAACAGAGCAUCCGUAGGACUGCAGUAUUCCCAAGAUGGAGAUUCCUCUGGGGUGACGGGGCGUAUUUGGCUGGAACGGGCGGAGGAGGCUGAGACAUUGCGUGAACAUGAGCAAGCGGCAAAAUGUCAUCAGGCCAGAAUUGCCAGUUGUAGUUCUUCAGCCAACUUUCCCGCUGUGUGGAAUGAUGCGGCUAAUUUUUUUGUUCGUGUUAGUGAUGCCACACGUGCAGAACAAUGCUACCGCGAGGCGAUUGCCCAUGACCCAAUGUACGUGGACUCUCUCCUUGGUUAUGGGGACCUGCUUCUUGCGCAUAAUCGCUUUGAUGAGGCCGCCGUCUACUUGCACGCCGCGGCGGAUGCCAAGCCUAAUGCACUUUGCUGGGGCCAUCUCUCACUACUAUGUGAUUUGAAUAUGUUGGCACUAGAGCAAGGGCCUCAGUAUGAGACAAAGCGAGCAUACUGGGAGCGUGAGGGGGCGUUGGCGAUGAAGGAGGCCAUGGGGGCCACGGAAGAGGUUGACUACAAUGAAGUAAGUCUCUUGGUCGCCGACUACCUUCUCCAGUUACAUCACCCGGACUUGGCAAACGUCUGUCUUUCUCGGUGUCGCUCUGGGCCCAAGACAGAGGUGCUGUACGCUCGUCUGUUCAUGCUAUGCGAGCAAUACGAGGACGCUCUUACGUCAUUGAAGAAUGCAGAAGAUUUGGAAUUGUGUGCGGAUGAAGUGGGCAUUCUUCGUGGGGAAUGUCAUGCGUCGCUGGGCCACAAUGAAGAGGCAGUGCGUGAGUACAGACAAGUGCUGUGCCACGAAGAUGUGAAACCAAACCGACGGUUUGGUCCCAGUUACAUUCACUUGGGCAAUCUUCUCAUUACAGCCGGACGAUACAGCGAUGCACUUGGAGUGUUUACACUUGGCAUUCAGGCAUGGCCUUGCAGCUUAAUGUGGCUUGGCGCUGGUAUUGCGUACUACCGCAUGCGACAGCUAGACGCUGCCGAGGAGUGUCUCAGUGAGUCCAACGCGCUCAAUAACAUCAACCCAAGGACGUGGGCGUAUCUUGCAUUGGUCUGUCUGCAUAAAGGGCGCGUGGAACUGGAGAUUGUAAUGCAACAAGCGAUUAUUCAGGGGCUCUCGGAUGUUGCGCUGCUUACAGAGCUUGGUCGAGAUCUUGUUCGGGCGUCGUACUUGAGGCUCGGUGAAGGGUGUUUGCGGAAGGUGAUUGCCAUGGAGAGAGAUGCCGGUCGUGCAACAUCCGCGACAAGCUGCACCGCCAUGUAUUACUUGGCCAGCGCCAUCGAGGGCACCCAGCAGCACGAGGCAAAGGAGAUGUACGCAGAGGUGGUGAGGCACAGCCAGAAUGAAUUCAUGCGGAAGAGGGCGGAGGAGCAGAUAUUACUCCUUUCAAAGUAA